AAUUUUAAAACAAGAACUACGGCUGGAACCGACUUAUGGCGCCUCCGGUGGCACUCAGACACACCUUGCAAACGAACGAAAGCAGCGCCUGAGAUCGGAGGUGUUGUUUCGCAACUUGGAGCGAAUAGUUAUUAUACUCUGUACUUACACCGUUGUUCUUUAAAUUCGACGUCGUAUGCCGUUCACGUAAUCUUUAGCAAAGCUCAUCACUCGAGGGGCGUCCAUGGGUCUCUUCGGGAAAACCCCCGAACGAUCGCCCAAGGAGCAAGUGCGGGAAUGGACGUCCAAGCUCAGGAAGGAGGGUUACCAGCUAGAUCGGCAAAUCAGAGCUAUCCAGCGGCAGGAGGAAGGCGUGAAGAAGUCGCUGAAAGAGGCAGCAAAGAAAAAUGAACAGGACGUCUGCCACAUCCUGGCCAAAGAAGUGAUCCGUGCCCGCAAGGCUAUCAACAGAAUACACGCCUCCAAAGCUCAGCUGAACUCGGUGGUGAUGAGCAUGAAUCAUCAGCUGGCAACUCUCCGGCUGGCUGGCUCGCUCCAGCGGAGUACCGAGGUGAUGAAAAGCAUGCAGCAGCUCAUCAAAAUCCCAGAAGUGGCUCAGACAAUGCGAGACUUGUCCAAGGAAAUGAUGAGGGCUGGAAUCAUAGAGGAGAUGUUAGAAGACACAAUGGAGGGUCUCGACGACCAGGAGGAAUUGGAAGAAGAGGCACAAGAAGAAGUUGACAAGGUCCUGUGGGAGUUGACAGCUGGAACCUUGGGAAAAGCCCCGACUGCGGUCACAGAGUCAUUACCCUCGGAAGACGUCGAAGUGGCAGGUCCCUCAACCUCUCUUGCCGAGGACGAAGACGAUGACGUCUCUAAAAUGCAGGAAAGGCUGCAGGCAUUGCGCAGCUGAAUAUUGGGAGUCCUUGUAAAAAGUAAAUGCGCUGUUGUUAUGCUUCAGGAGAUCCGGGCCUUUUUCUUUUCUUUGUUUUUAAAUGUCUUGCAGUGCUAUAAUGGCGAUCUCUCGCAGUUCGAAAGUGUCUUUGCAGACAAUUUGUUUCCGGUAGCAGGAAAGCCAAGGCAUUCUUUGCAAACAUCCUGCUUAUGGUUUGCAAGCUUACAUUGUACCGAUAGCUUUUGCGUCACAAAGUCUGAUCAUCUCCCAGUUUAUCAACUGACCGUGGUUCACCUUGAUGUGUGGAGCAUGCACUCUACUCUACUGUUGGCCAAGCACUUGCGUUGUCAUAAUAAGUGCUUGAAAUAAGAGUUGUGUAACUUUACAAAUUUUUGGUAGUUGCCACAGAGUAGUGUCAAUGGUAGCAAGCACAAUUUUGGACUGCUAAGCACUCAUGUUUGUUUAUGAAAGCGUAAGAUUUUGUAUUUAUGUAGAUGCCGAUUAUUGCCGAAGAUGUUGAUGUGCAGAGCAUGAAUAAAUAUGAGCAAAGUACAAA
This is a messenger RNA of Ixodes scapularis (black-legged tick), 1430 nucleotides long. It is a transcript of the gene Vps24, whose product is annotated as charged multivesicular body protein 3. Gene Ontology annotation, biological process: endosome transport via multivesicular body sorting pathway; protein transport; late endosome to vacuole transport. NCBI's taxonomy places the organism in Eukaryota, Metazoa, Arthropoda, Arachnida, Ixodida, Ixodidae. The transcript is spliced from 6 exons. The record is from RefSeq and is a predicted model, not a curated record. Bases 224 to 892 code for a protein of 222 amino acids. Gene Ontology annotation, cellular component: multivesicular body; ESCRT III complex.